This is a messenger RNA of Dipodomys ordii (Ord's kangaroo rat), 1031 nucleotides long. It is a transcript of the gene Mrpl18, whose product is annotated as mitochondrial ribosomal protein L18. Gene Ontology annotation, biological process: translation. NCBI's taxonomy places the organism in Eukaryota, Metazoa, Chordata, Mammalia, Rodentia, Heteromyidae. Gene Ontology annotation, cellular component: ribosome; mitochondrion. Gene Ontology annotation, molecular function: structural constituent of ribosome; 5S rRNA binding. The record is from RefSeq and is a predicted model, not a curated record.
GCCACUCAGAGGCCGGGUCUAUUUGGUUCCGGGCCUUGAAGGUUCCUGUGGUCCGAGGGACCCUACGGCUUUUUUCCAGAGCCGGAAUGGCCGCGGCCACCUAGCCGCCGGACGGCUCUGAACGAAGGAAGGCGAGGCUCGGGUGAGCGCCCCUCAGCGAUGGCGCUGCAGCUGCGGCUCUGGAAAUUGCCUUCGGCUUGCAGGAGCCUAGAGCGGGCCUGCGCCGCCCUCUCCAGCACCACGCCGGCCGUGAGCCCUGCCGAGCAGCCUUCGGAAAACGAAGCCGUCGCCCCCGAGUUCACCAACAGGAAUCCCCGGAACCUGGAGCUCUUGGCAGUGGCCAGGAAGGAACGAGGUUGGAGGACCGUGUGGCCCUCGCGGGAGUUCUGGCACAGGUUACGAGUUAUAAGGACUCAGCAUCACGUAGAAGGGAUUGUUGAGCAUCAAAAUGGCCAGGUUGUGGUUUCAGCAUCCACCCGGGAGUGGGCUAUUAAAAAGCACCUUUACAGCACCAAAAAUGUGGUGGCUUGUGAGAGUAUAGGACGAGUGCUGGCCCAGCGUUGCUUGGAGGCAGGAUUCAUGGUCUACCAACCAACCCCAUGGGAGGCAGCCUCAGAUUCGAUGAAACGCCUACAGAAUGCCAUGACAGAAGGUGGUGUGGUACUGAAGGAGCCUCGGAGAAUCUAUGAGUAAAAAGCAGCAUUAUUUUGCAUGUGUAAAUGUAAGACCUAUCAGCUACUGCAGCCAUUCAAAGAAAGCAUCUAGAAGAACAAGCAGCAUGGAGUUGAGAGCAAUAAUGUAACAGAGGAAGAUGAUUUGUAGUUAGGGUUCCUUGUCCUCCUUAUCUGUGUAUGGUUCUAGAAUCAUUUUUAAUCAAGGCUAUUUUUUCUCCUUUUUUGACCCUAUGAAGUGUCCAUAGAUACUUAAGCUGUCUCACAGUAUCUAAGGGAGAUGAUCAUCAAUGACAUGUUAACUAUUUGAAGGCAAAGUUGUUUGUAAGUUACAAAAUAAAAGUAUACUAUUAACUCUUA